Dromiciops gliroides (monito del monte) is the source of this 1722-nucleotide messenger RNA. RefSeq names its product ependymin related 1 (gene EPDR1). Gene Ontology annotation, biological process: cell-matrix adhesion. The record is from RefSeq and is a predicted model, not a curated record. Gene Ontology annotation, cellular component: extracellular region; lysosome. Lineage: Eukaryota; Metazoa; Chordata; Mammalia; Microbiotheria; Microbiotheriidae. Bases 411 to 1037 code for a protein of 208 amino acids. Gene Ontology annotation, molecular function: calcium ion binding. The transcript is spliced from 3 exons.
UUUCCUGUUGGCAGCAGAGAGUCGGCGGGGGGGAAGGAAGCCGCAGUAGCAGCCGGAGCCGGAGCGGGAGGGAGCCAGCUGCGAGCUCCGUGCCCGCAGUGUCCUCCUGCUAGCUCCCUGCGCACGGGGAAGUCGGAGCCCAGGUCGCAGCUCUCUCCCGACGCGACUGGACCUCUGUCCCUCCCUCCCCCGGCAAGUGCACCGACGGGCUAGGGGAGGGAGGGGACGGCGGAGAGAGAGCCACUGCCCUUUUCUGCGUUUCCUUACCCUAUCCUGCCCUGCCCUACCCUGUCCUACCUGCCCUGCCCUGCCCUGCGGUGCCCAGCCCAGCCCGGUCCUGCCCCGUCCUUAGCCUCUCUGCUCCCCAGCCCGCGCCUCUCCACCUGCGCUGUCCCCAGCGGCACUGAGGGAUGCGCGCCGCGCUCCUAGUGGCUUGGCUACUGGGUGGCCUCUGCAGCUGGGAGCUGGCUGUCGGAGAUCCCGGGCAGCCAUGCCAGGCUCCGCAGCAGUGGGAAGGACGUCAGGUGCGCUACGAUCACACCAGCGGCCGCAACACCCGUUCCCUGCUCUCCUACGAUGGCCUCCAGCAGCGCAUCCGCCUCCUGGAGGAGAGGAAGGCUCUCAUCCCCUGCAAGAGGUUCUUUGAAUAUAUUUUCCUCUAUCAAGAUGGAGUGAUGUUUCAGAUUGACCAGGCCACCAAGCUGUGCUCCAAGAUUGCUUUGACCGACCAAUGGGAUCCUCUAGAUAUCCCCCAAAACUCAACUUAUGAAGACCAGUAUUACAUUGGUGGCCCUGAUGACCAGAUAAUGGUCCAGGAAUGGUCAGACAGGAAGCCAGCCCGGAAAUAUGAAGCAUGGGUUGGCAUCUAUACUGUCAAGGAUUGUUACCCAGUGCAAGAAACCUACACCAGGAACUACAGUGUCACCUUCUCUACUCGAUUCUUUGAUAUCCAGCUUGGCAUUCGUGACCCCUCGGUUUUCACUCCACCAAGCACUUGUGAGAGAGCCCAGACAAAAGGGAUGAAGGAUGCCUGCUGACCACUGACAUGAGCUGCUCAUAGGCUGAAACGUCACAGUAACUACUGACCUGUUGAGAAAACUACUGACAUCCCCUGAAAGUUGAUUGUGGCUUUUUAGGCUGUCAGAGCCUCCAUGGGAUAGCAAAUCCUAUUGUUGCUUGUAUAAAUGCCAUCAGGUAAUUGGUGCCAGCUGCUGCUUUUUUUUUCCUACUUAAGACUCAAACUGUGUUUCCACAGGUAAACUAAAAUCAAAGGGGAGUAAUGAUGCAGGUAUUCAUGAUCAGAAAAAAAACCCAUCCUGGCUAAUUUUGGUUAAAAACCACCAGCUUUUGGCCUGAAUUACCCAGAUGGGUUAGCUCAUUUUUCAGUUUUCUUUUCCUAUUUAGACAUGGUUUCAUUUAAUGUGUUUGCUGGCUGUUCCUAAAAGUUUCUGGAUAAUAUGCUCUGGAAUAGAAAAUCUGCUUGAUCUUGUGAUAACUAUUCUGUUAAAAUGUACUUGAUUUUUCAGGCUAAAGAGAGAGGGAAAGGCCACUUGGUUUGGUUCACCCAACAGAUUGCUAGCCUGUCCUGUGUUACCAUUGUGGUCAUUGGUGGGUUUGCCCAAGAGUUCUGUUAAAUAGCUAAAUGGGAAAUGGAACAUGGCAUAUCCCAAACAUCCCAUUUAUUUCAUAAUCAUCAAAACCAUUAAAUACAUUACAUGCUCA